This is a messenger RNA of Chaetomium globosum CBS 148.51, 636 nucleotides long. RefSeq lists its product as uncharacterized. Lineage: Eukaryota; Fungi; Ascomycota; Sordariomycetes; Sordariales; Chaetomiaceae. The transcript has 2 exons. The record is from RefSeq and is a predicted model, not a curated record. The coding region runs from base 1 to 636 and encodes 211 amino acids.
AUGCCAUUCAAGGACGACACGGCCUCAAUCAUCAGUGAUGCUGUUGGCAUUGCUGCCGCAGAAGGCGGAUUGGACGCCGCUUGCAAGGUGGUUGCCGUCAUCGAGGCCGUUGCCUAUGGUGUUAGCGUGGCACCGAGCGCCGAAGCGCAGGCGAGGCCGGGGCUUUCUAUCGAAGCCAUCUGCGAGCAAGCUCGCAACGCUGUGCCAGCCUCAUCCGAGAUGCGUCGUACAGGAGCCUUUGAGUUCGUUUUGGAAAGCAUUCGUGACGCUCUAUCUCAGAUUGAGACCUGGGAAGCUAACAGCAAUCUUUCUCCCGCCAUCGUCUAUACCGGCGCCCCGGUCGCAAACUCGGUUGCGAUGUUAUUGGAAUCCGGGUGCAGAUUGAACGCUGCUGAUAUAUGGUCUGAUGCCGCGGAAAGAGCUCAUGAUAGACUCCGUAGCACCAUUAUCAACACUAGCUACAGCACCCCACCACUCCCCGACCGUGCUACCAGCAGCCGCGCUGGCGGCGGUGAACUUCGAAACACCGACCCAGGUCCUGGGACCCCGAAGCGCUGCUGCAAACGGCCAGGCUGCGGGCGGCUAUUGGUGCGCUCAGAAAAUACGCCGAGAAUGCGCACGUCUUGGUGGCAUUAA